GGGAAAAGUUCAUUGCUGCGCGGAACAAGUUGAAUUCUAUACUGGAAUGGCAAUGGCAGAAAUAAUGUCCCCGGAGUUGUCUCAGGGACAAGGACAAGGAAAGCAGAACCAGCUCAACGACUUAGAAUCAGAUUCGGACCAAGAGGAAGAUCAUGCGGCGACCACCGGGACUGGACCGGCUGUUGCUGGCUCUUUUCUCCGCGCGCAGGUCAUCCAUAGCGGACACUUUAUGGUGUCCUCCCCGCACAGCGACUGCACCCCGCGGAGACGGAAAAGCGGAGCUACGGUGCGAUAUGAUUUCGAUACCGUGAACAGGACUUGGUGUCAAACAUACAGAUUCGGUCCGCUAAGUUCUGGGAGCCUUAGCAUCGACCCAACGCUGACCCGGUUAUUUGAGUGUAUGUCACUGGCUUACAGUGGUAAAAUAGUCUCUCCGAAGUGGAAGUCUUUCAAAGGCCUGCGGCUGCUUUGGAGAGACAAAAUCCGUCUGAAUAAUGGAAUCUGGAGAGCCUGGUUCAUCCAGUACGUGGAGAAGAGGAAGAACCCUGUGUGUGGGUUUGUCACCCCACUGGAGGGCUCCGAGGCCGACGCCCAUCGCAAACCUGAAGCUAUAGUUCUAGAAGGCAGCUACUGGAAGCGUAGGAUCGAGGUAGUGAUCAAAGAAUACCACAAGUGGAGGAUCUACUACAAGAAGAGGCUUCAGAAAAACAAAGAUGGCCUUUUGUCAAUGCUACAGAAGGGUCAGAUCUGCAGGGCGGAGCUGGAGAAAUGGUCCAGUCAGAUGUACCAGGAGCCUGAGGUCAUGCCAGAGGAGGUCCACAUGUUUGACCUGGACUGCUUUCUGUCCGACAUCUCUGACACCCUGUUCACCAUGACCCAGAAGCCCUGCCCGUGGGCCAACGACCGGCACAACACGUACACCAGCAAUGCUGACAUGAUACAGCCAGGUCUCACCCCACUGCAGCCCAAUCUAGAUGACUUCAUGGAUAUCCCAGAUAUCUUUAUGAGCUACCGGGGCCAGUCAUUGGAGCAGGCUGCUUAUGCUGACUGUGGCUACUUUGAGAGCUCCUCCAGCGGGGCUUUCCCUUCUGUGUCCAGCCCUGUGGUCACCGUUCCACAGCUACACGUCGACACUCAACUAGCUCAGUCCAACCUCCCAUCUGGCAGCCUGUCUCAGCCCUCUUCAUCCAACUCACUGUCAGGCCCUGGCUACCACAGACAACCCCUGACCUCUGAAAUUACCUUCAACCCUACUAACAACCCCAAGUUCAAAGGUCACCAACAACAGGAUUACCACAGCGAGUACCAUACUCCCAGCAUGGUAUCAGGGGCCAUGCCCUCCUAUGGACACCAGGCUUACUCCGGCGCCGCCGUCUCCAUCGCAACCACCAACAUACAACAGCAGCCCGUCUCCCCAGGAGACGGAACCUUUUUAUAUCCGCCUCCCUGUCACAAGUACGGUUACCACGCCACCACUGCCAGCUCAGUGACCUCUACUGUCAUCACCCACACGGGAUCCACUAUGGGUGGCAGUAUUCUGGGAUCGGAUCCCCAGGGUCAUCACGGGUACUCCACCACGGGAGACAUGUACUCCCCAACAUCCUGCCUCUCUCAGGGGUACUCGUCCGUGGUCUCGGCCCCGGCCCUCCCCUCUCUCAGUGUACCUCCUCACUGCUUCUCAGCCCCACAGCAGCCGGGUGUGGCGGGUGGUAGAAGGGGGAAGCACAAGCAGAAGACAGCAGUGGGGGUGCAGAUGGAGUCCCGUCUGUCCACCCCUCAGACGACUACCCCCCAGACCAGCUUCCUGGCAAAACUACUGUCCUCCAGCACCCAAGAACGCAAACCAACGCUGGGAUUCGAUGCAACUUUAGUAGCAACCAAAGGGCACAGGUCAACCUCUCCCAACUCUCCACAUUCGAGCAGCAGCAUGCAUAUCGGAGGAGUGUCUGGAUCUCAGCUGCAGCCUGGGUCUCCCUGGCCUUCAGGGAUCCCACUUCUUACACCAAUUCACUGCCAGACGUCCACCCACAGCCACGCCGGUCUAUACACUAGUACCUCCCACGGAUCUGCCGUCUCUGCUCUCCUCACCCAGGGCUCAACACACCCCAACAUACCUCUCCUCAUCCCCAAGACAGAAAAACUCUCCCCUGUACAGAUCUAUGGUUCUGAGAGAACUAGUUUAACAGUGAGCUUCUCGGGACACUCAGGGCAGAUGUCCCCAACCAACCUUCUAGAGAGGGCAUCCAACACUGAGUCUCCGCACUCCUUACCUGGACAUUCCAAAAUGGAGUCAAACAAGAUGCAGAAUAUCCUUCGCAUCAGAUUCAUUAAAGAAAACAUCUUUGUCCAGUUUGAGACAGAGACCAGGAGGAUAACUCACAUCUCUGCUGAGCAGAAGAGACGUUUCAACAUCAAGCUAGGCUUUGAUACUCUACACAGUCUCGUCACCACACUAAGCUCUCAGCCAAGUAUAAAGAUCAGCAAGGCCACAACGCUACAUAAGACAGUCGAGUACAUCAGUAAGAUGCAGCAGGAGAGAUCUCAGCUACAUGAGGAGGCUCAGAGACUCAGGGACGAAAUUCUGCUCCUCAACUCCGCCAUCAACGUAUGCCAGCAGCAGCUGCCUGCCACCGGUGUGCCCAUUACCCGUCAACGCUUCGACCACAUGAGGGAGAAGUUCAGAGAGUACGUCCGGGUGCAGACACUGCAGAACUGGAAGUUUUGGAUCUUCAGCAUUAUCAUAGAGCCCUUGUUUGAGUCCUAUAACGGGAUGGUGUCCACAGCCAGUGUUGAGGAUCUUUGUCGCACCACUCUGUCCUGGCUGGACCAGCACUGCUCUCUGCCUGCCCUCAGACCCAUGGUCCUUAGUUCACUCCGUCUCCUGAGCACCUCCACGUCCAUCCUGACAGACCCCAGCCUGGUGCCAGAGCAGGCCACCCAGGCGGUCACCCAGGCUAAGGGCCUCCCCCACCCUCACCUCCCUGGCCAACUGCAGGACCACUGAGAGACCGUAGCCUGCUCCCCAAGCAAGCCAUCCAGGUUGUCACCCAGGGCCUCCCCCACCCUACCCAUCCCCAGGACCACUCCCCCUCCACGUGGCCCAUUAACAGGGAAAACACACAGCCUAUGUGACCCUAUGGAACAUUAUAGUACCCUGUAACACAAAAGCCCAGUGACCCUAUUAAACAUUUUGAAUACCGUAGAUUGAAAACCAAAAGGUGCCAAUGGAUCACAGAGCUGAACCCACUUUCAAGCACACAUACAGUAGGUAUGGUACGGUUUAGUGCCCAAAAUAACUAUAUGAUUCUUGGAGGGACCAGAACAUUUCUAUCCUUUACAAAAGGGGUCAUGUAUAUAAGGAGGACUGGAGAAUCAGCAUGGAGGGACUUAAUCCCAGACCAACACCCACCCCCUCACCAUUUCCUGAUGAACCAAUGUACUCGAAUAAGCACAAAACAUUCCAAAGCUAUAAUCUUAGUUAUAUUCCUAGCUAUAACCUUUCUGUAAGGUUACCUCGUAUAAUGCACUUUUAUGGGUGAUUUUAUAGUGCUGAAAUAAUUUUGAAGUGACCAUUUUUGUGUUCUGUUGUCCCAAUAAAAUUCAAAUGAGAGAAGAGAAAUUGAACGGGGGUGCUUUUCAAUCCACAUAGGCUACUAUAUCUGUGAAUGAAUUAUGUAACUAUAAUUAUAUCCUGUAGUUAUAUCAUUUUGAAAUGACAUCUGGUAACACAGCUGCCAAAGGUAUUUAACUAUUCUGUGCUAAUUGUCUCUCAGGUUAUGAUUGUAUUGUAUAUUAGAAGUAUGGUCAUACCCAACAACACACUAUCCCCUGCUUAAUAAAACCGUCUU
This is a messenger RNA of Oncorhynchus masou masou (cherry salmon), 3848 nucleotides long. Its product is annotated as carbohydrate-responsive element-binding protein. Gene Ontology annotation, molecular function: protein dimerization activity; DNA-binding transcription factor activity. Gene Ontology annotation, biological process: positive regulation of transcription by RNA polymerase II. The record is from RefSeq and is a predicted model, not a curated record. Gene Ontology annotation, cellular component: RNA polymerase II transcription regulator complex. The transcript has 18 exons. The coding region runs from base 47 to 3004 and encodes 985 amino acids. NCBI's taxonomy places the organism in Eukaryota, Metazoa, Chordata, Actinopteri, Salmoniformes, Salmonidae.